This is a messenger RNA of Naumovozyma castellii, 1926 nucleotides long. It is a transcript of the gene BSP1, whose product is annotated as Bsp1p. Bases 1 to 1926 code for a protein of 641 amino acids. The transcript has a single exon. Lineage: Eukaryota; Fungi; Ascomycota; Saccharomycetes; Saccharomycetales; Saccharomycetaceae. The record is from RefSeq and is a predicted model, not a curated record.
AUGGCUAGAUCUCAUUCAAAUGAUCCGGAACUGGACGAUUUUUUGCAAAGAGUGGAGAACUUAGACUCACGAAGAACAAACAGGGGAUUACAGAAACCACCGCCAAUUAAACGCAAACCUAUCGAACUAACGUCCUCCUAUAAUGAUGAGAACGAAGAAGAUGAGGAUGGUAGCAUGGUUGAUGUCCCACUUAGUGAAGAUUCUGUUUCGAACCUAGCAUAUAGAUCAGCCUACAAUUACGAGAAGACUUUCUCACCCAAGAAGUCGAAUUAUUCACUAGAAGAUCUUGGUUUGCAAAAAUCACCCGAGAGACAAUCCAAGCAAUCAAUGAAAACGGCAGAGAGACAAGAAUCGAAAACCUUUACAGUGUCAGAAGAGGAUUAUUAUUUACUACAACGGUUAAAAUCAGGAAAAAUAGAAUUUGAUGAAAGGGAAGAACAUUUGCCCAGCAGAGGAAAACCCAGAGAAAAGAUACAACAUUCCAGGAGAUCGAAAAGGGAAGAUGAAGAAUGCGAAACUGAUUCAGAUGUACCUUCAUUGCCCCCAAGAAAACCCCUGCAUUUACGUGAUGAACCACUUAUAGGACAAAGAAAACAUACAGAUGUAUCGGAGUCCUCAAGUGAAGGUGAACCCCCAAGUUUGCCCACAAGACCUUCCGUGGUCAAAGAAACUGAAGAGCCACCUUCUUCGGGAGAAGACAUUAUUGAAUAUGAUUCGAAGAAGAUUUCUCUUGUAAACCUUAAACCCAAACCAGAGGUGAUCUCUAGAAGGACAACCAAGACAGGUGGAACAAAUGCUACAAAAACAAAACCAGAUCCUCCUAGAAAGCGUAUAGAUAGAAAGUCAGAUGACAUGCCAACUUCAUUCUUGACUUCUCUCGAGCAUAACAAAUUAACCACUUCCAAUGUCCAUGAAUUGAAUACAUCACCUAAGCUAGAUACCCGUCACAUUGAUUACCUUGAUUCUGUUCAAUUGAAAACGAACAGCUCCCCCAAGGUACCUUCCAGGGCAACAAAACCUGGCUCUAUUUCAAAUUACGGUUCACCAAAAAGAAUACCCAGAUCAGAAAGUUUCAUUAACUCAGCUUUGAAAUCAAAAAUCACAACCACCGCAUCCUCAUCGUCUCCGCCACAAGUUCCUAUAAAGAAACAUUCAAUAUCUUCUUUUGUAAACAAACCAGAGCAACUAGCCACGAAAACAUCUAAUGAGGAUGCAGAUGUUUCAGAUGAGUCGGAAACAUCUGCAUCAAAAUUGACAUUGAAUGCACUAGACGAGUCCAGACCAAAAGUUCCCACCAAGAAGAAGGAGCUAUUGGAUAUGCCUAAGCUUCGUUCUGUACGUGCGGAUCCUUCUCCAAAGUCAGAUGAAGUUGGAAACGACAAAAUAGAAAUGCCUAAAUUACGCUCUAAAGAUUCUUAUAAACCAGAAGUACCUAAAAGAAAACCUACAAUACCAGAAGCUCUCGCAAAAGCCCCAUUAUUGAAUAAGAUAAAACCCAACAAGGACAUUGAAGAAAAGGAGAAUCCAGAGGCAUUGAAGAAGUUGGGAGCCUUAAAGAAAUUAAACAAACCUCCUGUCCCCCAGCGGAAAAUAUCCCUUCCUGAGGCAUUAAAAAAAGCUCAAUCUUUAAGAGAGCGGAAGGAAGAGAUUCAGGAAACCAGCACAAAUUCGAGCACAUCCAGCAUAAAUGAUAGAUUAGAGGCUGUCAUUAUGGCCCGAAAAUUAAGAACCACUGUAUCCUCAGGAAGCCUACCGGCCACAAAGGGAUCGAGUGCAUCCGAGUUGAACAGACGUAGGACAACGCCCUCAUUUUCCUCUAGAUCGACAAUGAACUCGGACGAUUCCAGCAAGAGCUCUUUGACGCAUAUGAACAAGAAAAGAACUCGCGGUCCCAAGAGGAAACUCCCCACCAGCCUUAAGGCAUAA